Messenger RNA from Symbiodinium natans, 828 nucleotides. NCBI's taxonomy places the organism in Eukaryota, Dinophyceae, Suessiales, Symbiodiniaceae. The record is from the annotation of a GenBank genome assembly.
AUGGUUCUAUGCUUACACAAUCGGCCACCGCUGGAGCGAUUCCGAGUGCUGUGCGCUGUUUGCCUUGUCUUUGAUGCGAUUUUCACCUUGAUUUUCGUCCUGUCGGGCAUGUCUGCCAGUGUCCACUCAGUGGAGACUAUAUGCUAUGAGCAGAAUGGGUACUCCUGGCACAACAUCCUGGCCUUAAGUUUCAUUGUGUCGGCGAUAUUUGCUGGCUGGGGAGUACUGCUGCAUGGUGGCGUCGUCACGAGCGGCGAGGGGGCCCCACUGAAACAAGCACAGCUGGUGGGCGUUUCCCGCUAUGGCCACAUACUUGUUGCCUGGACGUUUAUUGCAGCAGUGUUGGAAGCGAUAGCCUAUCGGCAACAGCCUACUGUGUGCAUGGGAGAUGGAGAGGCCGCGGUCGCUCAGCCAACGCUUACAACCGGCGAGACCGGCUUCACAGAUAUGCAUGUAGAAGCAGUUUGGCAUCUGGCCUCCACGGUGAUGUGGCUGGUGUGGGUUGUGGGUGCAGUUGCUGCCGCAAUGUCCGCGAAGCGCAAUAUACCUGUGCUAGAGGAUGCGAGAUUGCAAGUGGCCUCGCCGGACAGGGAUGGUGCUCAGCUGGUAGGCGUUCCGGUGCAGGAGGAUCUGCCCAUGGGCACGGUCACUGGCGUCGCUCAAUCCGCCACCACAGGUGCACCUGCACUUCCACCAACUUUUCACGGGAUGCCAGUGGCAACUGCAGUGGCGGGCUCGAUAGGAGCCGACGGAGUAUGCCAGGGCAUGCCCGUUCGAGACGAAAGUGGUAAUGUGGACCGUCCAGCUGGCUUCACGAAAGAUGCAUGA